Anopheles aquasalis is the source of this 619-nucleotide messenger RNA. It is a transcript of the gene Dph3, whose product is annotated as Diphthamide biosynthesis 3. Gene Ontology annotation, biological process: protein histidyl modification to diphthamide. The record is from RefSeq and is a predicted model, not a curated record. Lineage: Eukaryota; Metazoa; Arthropoda; Insecta; Diptera; Culicidae. Gene Ontology annotation, molecular function: metal ion binding.
UGACGUUUUGACAGACCGGUCCGCGUGCAACGUGCGCGCCCGCUCGAUUGUUUUGAAGUAAAAAAAUAGCGGAAGGCGCAAUAGCGGAAAAGGAAUUACUAGCCAGAAAGGAAGUGGUGCAGUGCGGGGAAUCCCUAGUGCAACCAGACAUUUAUGGAUCAUGACGAACUCGUCAGCUGCUGCUGCUGCUGCUGACCCCGCUAGUGUAUACCGUCGAGAUGAGUGUGUACCACGAUGAGAUCGAAAUCGAGGAUUUCGAGUACGACGAGGAGGACGAGAUGUACUACUACCCUUGCCCGUGCGGCGACCGGUUCCAGGUUAGCCGGGAGGAGCUGAUGGCCGGCGAGGAGGUAGCGACCUGCCCGAGCUGCUCGCUCAUCGUGAAGGUGAUAUACGAUCGUGAAGCGUUUGCCGCCGCACAGGAUGAAGAAACGGAAAGCGUUCCCAAAGGCACCACGGCCAGCGAACAGCUGACCAAAAACUAGACCGGCGACGUUGUACAAGUAGAGUGUGUAUUUAUUGUCGUAAGUUUGAGGAUCCGUACUCCGAGGAGGGAAAGUUGUACAAAUGUGCGGUCAUGGUGAAAUAAAACCAAACAAUCAAACGAGUUAAAAACGAA